Messenger RNA from Punica granatum (pomegranate), 1375 nucleotides. The record is from RefSeq and is a predicted model, not a curated record. NCBI's taxonomy places the organism in Eukaryota, Viridiplantae, Streptophyta, Magnoliopsida, Myrtales, Lythraceae.
AAGAGUCCGAGAGGAACUGAAACUUUCUGAACAAUGGAAGUUCAUUCUAUCAUGGAUUUGCCCGAUGAUUGCCUCAUUUUCAUCUUCCAAGCUCUAGACUGCGGGCCCGAUCGGGAGUCAUUCGGGCUAACCUGCCACCGGUGGCUACGUAUUCAGAAUAUAACCCGUCGAUCAUUGCAGUUUCAUUGCUCAUUGUCCCUGUUCAACCGCAGUCCUUCUCAGAGCAAUAUCGAUAUCAGCUCGUACCGCCUCAGUAGGCUGCUGACCCGAUUUACAUAUCUUCGGUCUCUUUCCCUCUCGGGCUGCACCAAGUUGCCGGACUCAGGCCUGGCCCAGUUGCAAUUCUCUGGGCAUGAUCUCCGAGCUCUCCAUAUGGACUGCUGUUUUGGGAUCACUGAUAACGGGAUAUCUCUGAUCAGCACCAGCUGUCCCAAUUUAGCAGUCAUCAGUCUAUACCGCUGCAAUGUCACCGAUGCUGGCCUAGAAGCACUGGCCUGUUCAUGCUUGGGCCUGAGAGAUGUGAAUCUUGCAUACUGUUCCCUCAUCACUGAUCGUGGGGUUAGCGCUCUUUCCCAGAGAUGUCGAGAGCUUCAGGCGGUAAAGGUCUCCUCCUGUAGGAGGAUAAGCGGCACCGGGUUCAGAGGAUGUUCGCAGACUCUAGCUCACAUAGAUGCAGAGUCCUGUAAGCUCGAGCCAGAGGGCAUAAUGGACAUCGUCAGCGGUAAGGGUCUUGAGUACUUGAAUCUAUCAGGCUUGAGCUGGCAGUUUCAGGCCGAUGCGCUGGGCCCAAUUGGUGGAGGCGUCUGUGAGAGGCUCAAGAUACUAAACCUCCGAAUGUGCAGAACGAUCGGGAAUGAGUCCAUCUAUUCAAUCGCAAAGGGCUGUCCGUUACUUGAGGAGUGGAACUUGGCCCUGUGCCAUGAGGUGAAGCUUCAGGGUUGGGAAUCGAUCGGGAGAUUCUGCAAUAACUUGGAGAGACUCCACGUGAACCGAUGCAGGAAUCUGUGCGACCGCGGGUUUCAGGCACUGAGAGAAGGUUGUAGAAGGCUGUCGGCUCUGUACAUAAGCGGUUCGUACCGGAUCAGCGGGCACACAAUCGAGCUGUUCAAGCUCCAUAGAGGCCACGUCGAGAUCAUGGAAAAGGAGGUCAUGUGUAUAGGGCCUCAUUGGACAAGUCAAUGACAAACAGAUUGAGCAAUGAUCAUACAUCCCAUCCCGUAAAUAAUCUAACAAUUUUAUGAUUAGAAGGGUAUAUGAAAUACCUCGGCCGUUCCUCCAUAUGGAGACGGGACAUGCUUACCAAAUAAUUUGGCACGUACUGUUUUAUGGAAUUAUUCGACAAUUUAUAUAUGUUUUAUCUCUUUAUUUAACACGA